Molecule: messenger RNA, 6872 nt
Organism: Diceros bicornis minor
Lineage: Eukaryota; Metazoa; Chordata; Mammalia; Perissodactyla; Rhinocerotidae
Gene: KPNA6
Product: karyopherin subunit alpha 6
Exons: 14
Coding region: 141-1751 (536 amino acids)
Biological process (GO): NLS-bearing protein import into nucleus
Cellular component (GO): nucleoplasm; nucleus; cytoplasm
Molecular function (GO): protein binding; nuclear import signal receptor activity
Source: RefSeq, a predicted model, not a curated record
GACUGAAUAUUGAGUUGUUUGUCCGUUUCGGGCUGCCGUCCUGCAGAUCCGCCAUAUUGUCUGCUGAAGCUGCAGCUGAAGCUCGCCGCUCCCGUCGCCGCCGCCGCCGCCGCCGCCAAGUAGGAGCGAGCGGAGCCGCGAUGGAGACCAUGGCGAGCCCAGGGAAAGAUAAUUAUCGGAUGAAGAGUUAUAAGAACAAUGCCCUAAACCCUGAGGAAAUGAGACGAAGAAGAGAGGAAGAGGGCAUUCAGCUCCGGAAGCAGAAGCGGGAGCAACAACUUUUUAAACGAAGAAAUGUGGAGCUGAUUAAUGAAGAAGCCGCCAUGUUCGAUAGUCUCCUCAUGGACUCCUAUGUGAGCUCUACCAGUGGGGAGAGUGUGAUCACAAGAGAGAUGGUGGAGAUGCUCUUCUCUGAUGAUUCUGACCUGCAGUUAGCAACUACACAGAAAUUCCGGAAACUGCUCUCCAAAGAGCCUAGUCCUCCAAUAGAUGAAGUUAUCAACACUCCAGGAGUGGUGGAUCGGUUUGUGGAGUUUCUGAAGAGGAAUGAGAAUUGUACAUUACAGUUUGAAGCUGCCUGGGCUCUAACGAACAUUGCCUCUGGAACUUCUCAGCAGACCAAAAUUGUCAUUGAAGCAGGGGCUGUCCCCAUUUUUAUAGAGCUGCUUAACUCGGACUUUGAGGAUGUACAGGAACAGGCAGUCUGGGCACUGGGAAACAUAGCUGGAGACAGCUCCGUUUGCCGAGAUUACGUCUUGAACUGUUCCAUCCUUAAUCCUUUGUUAACACUCCUUACCAAGUCCACACGACUGACAAUGACACGGAAUGCAGUCUGGGCCCUGUCAAACCUCUGCCGAGGGAAGAACCCACCCCCAGAGUUUGCAAAGGUCUGUCCUUGUUUGCCUGUGCUGUCUCGCCUACUCUUCAGCAGCGACUCAGACUUGCUGGCAGAUGCCUGCUGGGCCCUUUCUUAUCUGUCUGAUGGCCCCAACGAGAAGAUCCAGGCAGUUAUAGACUCUGGAGUCUGCCGGAGAUUGGUAGAACUUCUAAUGCACAACGAUUAUAAAGUGGCUUCUCCUGCCCUGAGAGCUGUGGGUAACAUUGUCACUGGGGAUGACAUCCAGACCCAGGUCAUUCUUAACUGUUCAGCCCUCCCUUGCCUCCUCCACUUGCUGAGCAGCUCCAAGGAGUCAAUCCGGAAGGAAGCUUGCUGGACCAUUUCAAAUAUUACUGCUGGCAACAGGGCUCAAAUACAGGCUGUCAUAGAUGCAAAUAUUUUCCCUGUGUUGAUCGAAAUCCUUCAGAAAGCAGAGUUCCGUACAAGGAAAGAAGCAGCCUGGGCCAUCACCAAUGCCACGUCAGGAGGAACCCCUGAGCAGAUCAGGUACCUGGUCUCACUGGGCUGCAUCAAACCCCUGUGUGACUUGCUGACUGUGAUGGAUUCAAAGAUUGUACAAGUGGCCCUCAAUGGACUAGAAAACAUCCUUCGACUUGGAGAGCAAGAGGGCAAGCGCAGUGGCUCAGGGGUCAAUCCCUACUGUGGCCUCAUCGAGGAAGCCUACGGCUUGGAUAAAAUUGAGUUUCUCCAGAGCCAUGAGAACCAGGAGAUCUACCAGAAGGCCUUCGACCUCAUUGAGCACUACUUUGGUGUAGAAGAUGAUGAUAGCAGCCUGGCUCCCCAAGUGGAUGAAACGCAACAGCAGUUCAUCUUCCAGCAGCCUGAGGCCCCCAUGGAGGGCUUCCAGCUAUAAUGUCUGCCUCCGGGGAGGGGAGGGAAUGGGAAGCACCACCAACCAGUGGAAAAGCAGCCCUCUGGUGGGCGGGAAACCAGCCCCCCCACCAUUAGCCACCACACACCUCUGCUGCUCUGGAAACUGUGCUCUUGACCUGCUCCGCCCCCUUCCCUGGAGGGAGCACCCUCUGGACAGACAAAACCAUCUGAGGCUCACAUUUGGGUUUUGUGACAAGAAGGGGACGUGUUGGGUUUUUCUUCCUUAUGCUAUAUUUUGGCUGCACAUAUGUCUUUAACCCAGGAGCCCAGGGGUAGACAAAGGAGGACUGAGGUAAUCAAUUUUGCACCUUUUUUUUAUUUUUAUUUUUUUCUUUAGUGGUGACUUCCUCGCCUUUUAUCUUCCUUCAUCCUUCCCAGUCCUCUGCCCUGAUCUGUGUAACUCUUCUCUUGGGUACUUGAGCAGAUGGAAUAUUCCAGAGGUGGGGGUGGGGGUGGGGAGGGGAGAUAUCCAAAACAAAGUGUUCUUGCUCUGACAGAAUAUUAAUCUUGUAUGCUUGGAUUGAGUUAUUUAAUUUUUUUUCUUUUGCACAUUUUUCUUGUAUUAAGAUUGCUCUUUCCAAGAGCCAUGAGUUCCUGGUUUUAGGAAUCCCAGCUGCCAGCAUUGUCUGGGACUAGAGGCUGAGGGGGGCUCACCAUGAGACAAAGACCUCCUUCUUCCCUCUAACCCCUUUCCCAGACCUCUUUAGUUUGGGAGAUCCCCCUCACUCUCCUGGGGCGAGGACACCAGUGGGAGUGGAGGGGAGGAGCACAGGCCUUCAGAUAGGGCUUCCCAUGUGUCGCUACUGAUCCCAUGUUUCCUACCCACCUUCCAAUGGUGCGACCCAACUUCAUUUGUUUACUUGAAAUUUCCCCUCGGAGUUGAAUAAACCUCUGAGGUAGCUGUAUUUUCUCCUAAGCAUGAGACAGGGGGCUGUGGUCCUUCCUUUCUCCUGAGGAGAAAGUCCUUGCUCUAGUGACCCAUAAGUUGCAGAGGAGGUUGGAGUGAGAGUGUCAUGUAUUGGGAUAGCCAGGGAUCCCUGCCUUUGGCCUUUCUUCUUCUUCCUCUUCCAUAGUUGGAUCAUGUAUAUUUUACUUCCAAAGGAGAGAAUGUCAAAAAGUUCUGUAUUUUUUUAUAUUCUAUAUAUUAGGUAGGUCAAUCUUAAUUGGUCUCAAGAGGAAGAACUGUCUGUAAUUUCUCUAAGUAGGAUACUGUGAGGAAGACCAAAAAGACAUGUGGAAGCUCCCUCACUCAGGAAGCCUGAAUGUGGUCCUUUUCCUCUCUGCUUGGGUUCUGUGCCACCACCUGGGACCAACCCUUAGCUCUGGAACCUUUAUAUAGCAGGUCAGCCUGGUCUCAUUGUCCUAGUACCUGGAGGGAGCAAGGAUGGCCCCAGGGCCUGGUGAAGUCUACCACUCUAGUCCUUACUGCUGAGCAUCCUGCUUAGAUCAGGAAACCCACAAAGUAGUCUGGCUUCUCAGAUUCAGUCUCAAAGGCCCUUGUCCACAUACUUUAUCACUUACGGCUGCCUCUCCUAUUAUCACAGAAACUUAGCAGCCUCGGGACUUUUGUGGGAGUUAUUGAUAUCUUUCCUAUUUGGAUUCCUUGUAUCUGGUUGGGGUUUUGCCCUUCUUUGUGACAAUUAUAAUCCUAAUGCCUUUUCUUUUCUCUUUGAGUAAAGCUAGUGCAGUGCCUCAGUGGCUUGCCUAUGCUUUAGUGGAUUACCUGUGAUAGUCAAACCCAGUUGUUGGGGAUAGGGGUGGAGGAAGUAAUUGGCUAAGUAUAGACCAGCUGUGGAGCUGAAGGCACAAUCUUCCCUGCCCCUGCUUCCCCACUGUGCUUGGUCAGAGGUGCCCUGCUCCAAGCUGUAUCUUCCCUUCCCCAGAAACAAUGCCAUUCUUGCUCCUAUUCCUGUGCAUCCCCUCUGGCUCAGGUGAAAUCCAUGCCCCUCUCAUUACAGAUCUAAGUUCAGGUGCUCAUUGUCGGCCAUUGGUCUUGAAUUUGCCCUCUCUUUCUAGUGUCAAGAUCCAACUCCAGAGCCAUUUUCUGAGAAAGGUUGUUUGGGGCUAGUGGUUAUCACUAAAAAGUCACACCAAUGCUGUACCACCUUAGUGAGUCACAUGCUACUCUUCAGCUUGGGAUUGGUGACUGCCAACCCCCAAUCCCACAGGUAGGCAAGGGGCAGGACCUUUUUCACUUGGCCUGCUGACUUCAUUACAAAACUGUUCUCUUCCAGUUCAGACAAAAGCUACUCCCCCCCCGUUGUCUUUGUCCAAAGGGCAGAGCACUUUAGUAGGAUCUACUUUGUACGUCUCAAAGAAUAGUUAAGUCCUAUUGGGGCCAAAUUCUUAUUGUGAGACAUACACAUCCUGCUUUUCCCAACUAUUCCUCCAAAAUCUACUUUCACUUCAGAUCUGGGUCCUAUACCAGAUGGAAGACUUUUUUAAUGAUCUGGCUUCUGUUUAAAGCCAGUUUUCUCCAAGGAUUUCAAAGACUGAAGUGUCUCCCAGGGCACAACAUGACAGAUUUCUCAUCAGAUUAAGUGGCCUCUAGGAGCUUUCCUUUGUUAGUGUCUUCCUUAGACCAUGUUUUCCCAUAAUCGUCCUCUAACUCCUUUUUAGUCAACAGGCAAAGUUCUUACAGCCCAUAGAGGCAGUAACAUCAUCUUUUGUGUCUUGUCUUCUCUCUCGGCUUUCUUGGAAAGCAAAAUAUUAUUUCUUUAGCCCAGGCUUGACAGCCACUCUUUGUGGGCAGCUCCCAUCUGGACUCUAGACCCUGGCCUAGGAGAGGUCAAAGGCUUUCUGGUAGAUUUCUGAAUGGACGUUGCAGAGAUGGAAGGGCUCCCCGGCCUGGUGUAGGGAAUAGCCUGAUAAGACAUGUUUUUGGAAUCUUCAUAUGUUUGCAAUAUGGCUGGUAUAUCCAUUUUAAGAUCUUUGGUGGAGGUGGAAGUAUCUAGGUGUGGAUUAAGGGAACAAGGAGCCUACUUCUUAACUAGUGUGUUCAAAUACUGUUUUGAACAGUGCCAGCUAUUUAUUGCCAGCCCCUCUGGACAUCCCACCCCAAAAUCAUCUUUUCUAGUACUAACAAGGUCUCUGGUCUUAGAAGCCUGCCUUCAAUUCUGAGCUGUCCCCAGUGACUGCCUAGCCUUGGUGUUGGCUGCAACCUUCUGGUUGAACCAUAGGGUUCCACCCUCAUCUGGCCAGCCUGGUCACUUGGGGUAGUGGGUACAAAUGACCCUUUUAAGAAGCAGGCAUUAAUGAUCUCAGCUUUCAGGGACCCGACCCUUGAUGUUCCCCCUUUUCCUAGAACUCUUAGAUCUACUCCUUCUCUCUUUGCUGUAGAAGCCACUUUCCAGGAGCCCUGUUUUUUGGAACUGAACUGCACAGAUUAUAACUGCUUCUGUACUUAGCUAAGGAAGAGCAAGGAAGGCUCUCAGGCACUGACUUGCUAUUUCUUUCAAGCCAAACCAGUUUAAAAUGAAAAUGGUCUAUCAGAAUGAACUGGAUUUCCAUUUCUCAAGUCUACUGCCUUCUUUCUACAUCCUAGAGUUACCCCUGUUUCUAGCAAACUAGAAGGGAAGGAGAUGAAUGCCUGGGAAUACUUCCUCAUCCCACAUGCCCCUCUUUGAAGGCCUCAGCUCAUUUGUUCAGGCCACAUCUCUUCUCAGUGAGACUCAGCUUGGUAUCCAUCAUUUUGGGUAUUCCUCAGUAGAUUCAUCUUGUGGGGUGAGAUUCUGGAUUCUCAGUUGAAGGCAGGGAGUCAGGUUCUCCAGGUCCCUGCAGGCACUACAGGGAUACGUAGGGAAAACAGGCUGGUUGGGGGCCUCAGGAAUGUGUAUGACUAUCUGCCUCUCUGGCAGGCUGGGGAAGGGUGCAAGGCUCAGUGCACUGAACUGAGGAAACGCUCAUAACCAGUAGCAACAUCUUCCAGGUAGGACUAUCCAAAAAGUGAGUGUGAGAGUGAAAAAUUGCCCAGAGUGGGUUUCUUCCACAGCCGUUUUAGGAUUGCACAUUCUAGACCAAUCUUGUCCAGUAUUUUUUCUUGUCUUAACUUUUGGAUUCUGUUGUUAAGCCAACAAGCUGAGAAUUUGGCUCUGCGGAGAUCCAUAUGGUAGGCACUAGCUGCUCUUUGACCAAGGCCUUCCUAAAUGAUUCAGUCAUCCCAUUGUCUAGCCCCUAGCCCCACCCCCAGAUUUAAGACCACGGCAAAUGAAGAAUUUGAGGUCAAUACCAACCAAGUCUGUGAAUUAAAGCUGUUAUUUUCCUCUCAGAGGGCAUUUUGCAUCAGGCCUGGGCUAUGUGCAGAACCAAAACUGGGUAUGAGAGUUAGAAGAAGCAGUGUUAAAUUUUGGGCCCAGAACACCCUGGGAGAAAGGUUUGUGUAGUGUGUUAUAAAGGUCUUCAGUGGCUUUGGGCCUACCUCGCUACUUCUGGGCAAGCCUAACUGCUGACGUCUGCGUUAGCACAUACCUGAACCCUUCUGCUAAACACUAGCCCUGCUCCCCUGUGUAGGUCAGAUUUUCAGCCCCUGGGUUUGGGGAGAGAAAACUUGGCCAUGCCCUGGGGGCAGUGAAGGAAGUCAAAGCUUAGAGCCUGAGACUGGCUAGGAACCUCUGACUCACAAGAUGGCCUUAAAGAGCCCACCUCUACAAGAACCUUCAGGCCCUGGAGUUAGGUAUUGGCCAGCUUUUGUGGGAACUGCCUUUGAUUGAACCACUAAAGAAGUGAAGGGGCUGUGAGGUCUUAGCCACCCAAGACAGACUGGCUGUCCCUCAGAAACAGCUUGGGUUCCCAGCUACAAACCUAAGGAAGGUGAAUCGAACCCUUUUCCUUACUGGUUUUUCUUUCCAAAUUCAUUUGCUUUUAGUUUUCCAAGAACUGUAAACUGGCUGUUUUCCAUGUUCUCAGGGCCCCUGGGUAGACAGACAAAGCUUGAUUAUUUCAGAGCAGACAUAGGCCAAGAAACCAUGGCAUUGAGUGUGCUGAGUCCAGACAAAUGAUAUUUAUAUACACAUCCAAAUUUGAAGAGAAAAUGUAUUUCUUUAGGUUUCAAACACUGUAAUAGAUAUAAAGCAAAAAUAAAAACCUGUUGCAAAGUUCUAAA